CACAACUUCCAGUGCCGAGGUUAUCUCUGCAAUCCUUUCUGUUACAGUUCUCAAAAGUGAAAACCUAACAAGGAGAAAAAUAAGAUAUGAACAAGCUUGGAGGAACUUCUAAGCUUCUAAUCGUUUACGUGUUCAUAAUCUCUUCUCUAGUUAUAUCCACAUUUGGAGAUGAAGCACAUCAGGAAGAACACCAGUUAGAAGGACAAAAGCCAAAUGCUGCUGAAAGAGCCAUUGGAAUCAGAGAUAUUAUAAGCCCCUGGCACAAAUUCAGAUCUUUAAUUAAAAUAGCUUGGUUGAAUUUCAGGCCCCCAGAUUCACAGAAAAUUACGGAGACUCCACAUAGUGCAAGUGAGGCGAUGAAAGAUGCCGCUGCUAAGAGUUUUAAAACAACUACAGAAACUGCCAAAAAUGCCGCUAAAGUCGCCGGAGAUGCAGUUCACAAGACCGCCGAUAAGUUGAAGACGAAAGUAUCGGGCUCCGGAGGACACGAAGAUGAACUGUGACGCUGGGAUGAGUUCACCUUUUCCUCUUAUUCUUUUCAGCCAAUCUUGUGUGAUCUAUCGUGUAUGUGCUUAGACAAUAUGCAAAUGGUUAUGGUGUAUUUCUAUGGGGAAAAAACAAUCAAACUUUUUAAUUUCUCCUUUUAUUAUAUGCUGUAGUAUAUU
Molecule: messenger RNA, 665 nt
Organism: Nelumbo nucifera (sacred lotus)
Lineage: Eukaryota; Viridiplantae; Streptophyta; Magnoliopsida; Proteales; Nelumbonaceae
Source: RefSeq, a predicted model, not a curated record